This is a messenger RNA of Dioscorea cayenensis subsp. rotundata (Guinea yam), 902 nucleotides long. RefSeq names its product dirigent protein 19-like. The coding region runs from base 174 to 737 and encodes 187 amino acids. The record is from RefSeq and is a predicted model, not a curated record. The transcript has a single exon. NCBI's taxonomy places the organism in Eukaryota, Viridiplantae, Streptophyta, Magnoliopsida, Dioscoreales, Dioscoreaceae.
CACCAACAAAAACUUCCAAAACCUCCUCCUUCCCCUACUUUUACAUCAGUCUCCACCAACCCCACCACCACCUUCUUCAAAUAUAAACUCCCUUCCUUCACCUUCAUUAAUGUCCUUGCUCACAUCCACACAUACAUCCACACAAAGCUAAGCCAUCCUCAACUUCUCCAUUAAUGGCUAAACCUCUCCCUCUCCUCCUCCUCUUCCUCCUCUUCCUUACCAUCACCACCACCACCACCUCAUCAUCAUCAUCAUCUUCAUCAGAGAAACUCAAAAGAAUGAAAAAGAAAAAGAUAACACACUUUACAGUGUACUGGCAUGACAUAAUGAGCGGCCCCAACCCAUCCGGUGCCAUGGUAGCCCAAGCUCCGACCACCAAAACCUCCACCACCGGCUUCGGCCUCGUCCGCAUCAUCGACAACCCUCUCACCAAAGGCCCAACCAUGUCCUCCGACCUCGUCGGCCGUGCUCAGGGCUUUUAUGCUUCCACUUCUAUGGAGUAUGUUGGGCUCAUGAUGGCCAUGAACUUUGCUUUCACUUCUGGUAAGUAUAAUGGCAGCACUGUCACUAUUCUUGGCCGGAAUGAGGUCUUCACUGAAGUCCGUGAGAUGCCGGUCAUCGGCGGUAGUGGCCUUUUCCGGUGGGCUCAGGGUUAUGCUCAGGCCAGGACUAGCAUGCUUAAUAUGACUACUGGUGAUGCUGUUGUCAAGUAUGAUGUGCAUGUAAUGCAUUAUUAAUUGACUUCAUUUUAAUAAUUUAAUCUUAAUUUGUGGGUUUUUUUUCUUUUUUUAAUUUAUUUAAUUAUCAUGUAUGUUUUACUUGUUUGAGUAGAGUGUUUAGUGUUGGCUCAUUGAUUAUGGCAUGGGGCCAUAUAAAAUAAUGAUCUUGUCCUUGUUUUUUUU